UCACUCGGAUUUAUUGGCCGACAUCAUGGAUAACUUCCAGGGUAUCUUGCGUUUCCUCAUGAACCAGAAAACCACAAUUGGCUACAGUUUCAUGGCUCUGCUGACUAUAGGCGGGGAACGAAUUUUCUCCAUGGUCUCCUUUCAGUGUCCCUGCAACCACGACCAGAACUUUGCUUAUGGCGUGACAUUUCUGCUGGGACCAGCUGCAGUGCUGCUGAUCUUUGGUAUUUUCUCCAGUACCCGCUUUUGGAGGCUCUACACUGGGUGCUGCCUCAAUCCCAUGAAGCUUUGCCCCCGUGGGAACUGUUUCGGCUGCCUCAGGGUGUUCAUGAGUAUUUUCACCGGGGCCUGUGUGGCUCCUCUGAUGUGGCUCUGUGUGGCUCUGCUCAAUGGAACCUUUUAUGAGUGUGCUGUUAGUGGUCUUGAUGAUAAUCUGGUGGUCGAUCUCUUCUGCAAAAACAAGACACUGAAGUGUCGUGAGGAGCUGGCCCGGGUGCCCUGCGACCGCUCUAAACUGUCUAGCGAGGAGCGCAUGGAGCUGCUGCUGAUGUUCAGGGCUCAGUCUCAGAUUCUGGGCUGGUGCAUUAUCAUUAUUGGUGCUUUUGUAGGCCUUCUGGGUACCUGCUACAAAAACUGUCGCUCCCAAGUCAGCUACCUGCAGCUUAAAUUUUGGAAAAGCUACGUAGACAAAGAAAAGGAGCGGUUUGAUGCCCUUGCUUUAGAGUAUGCCACCAAACUGGCUGAGAGAAACCUGCAGAGUUUCUUUGAGAACAAGGCACCCGAUCCAUUCCCGUUUCCCAACCACAAAGCCUGGGAAGAGAUCUCUGCAUACUACACGUUUUCCAGGAGCGAGCAGUAUUACAGCACCCUGCAGAGGUAUGUGGAGAAAGCAGAAAACAUGAACCUUCCACCAGAAAAGAGACCCGUCAUGGACGUAGAGGACGGAAUAGAGAUGAACUAAAUGGGAUUUUAUCUGGAAAAAAGUCAUUCAGAUAUUCAGGGAAGUGAUAAAUAACCAACACACUGCAUCGUGAUUGUUGCUAUUCAGCACUGAUUUUAUUGAAUGUGCAAGUGUGACUCAGGAAAAAGCCUCCACAGCUGCCUCUUUAUGACAAUGCUGCCCCCAGUGGUUUAACCAAAGACUAGUAUGAGCACAUGAAGAGCAUAACCACUUUAAAAUCAAACAAACCCACUGAUGCUGCCUACCUCUUUUACACUUCAUGCUUUUGAGACCUUUUAUGAAUGUCUUACUUUACAUUUUCACUUGAUUUAAACACAAAAAACAGCCGUGUGCCAUUUGAACACUAACAGUAACAGCUGUAAAUAUAGUGUAUUGUUAUAACAGAGGGUGAUCUGUAAGAGUGAGAGGAAAAGAAGAGGGCCAGAGGAGGUUUUUGGGGAAGGGUUCCUGUUAUAGAAGAGGGUGCAGGCUGUAGGCAGACCAACCCUAACAAGAGCUGCUGAACGAAGAAUUGCACUAAACUGCAACAACACCUCUGAAGACACUUGCACUGCAAAGAUCCUAGUCUGCGGUGUCCCCAGCUUCAGUGUUGCUCUCCCAGACCACAGCAGUGCUCUGUGCUCCACAGACAAUCUCCAUCAUGGAUCUCAGCUUCCCCAGGAAAUAGAUCCUGCUCAUGCCUCUGUUGGUCUCAUAGUUCAGCUUGUUGUCAGUGUGGAUGCACAGGUACGUGUUCUCUGCCAGCACAUCAACAUCCAUGAUAGACGUGGACCUUUCACCGUCAUCCACGAGCACUCUGUAAGCCUGACACACUUUUUGUUUUAUUCAGUUUAUGUUGAUCAUGUAACCAAUAACCAAACAAAUUUCCCACGUGUGGGACUAAUAAAGGUUUACCUUAUCUUAUCAAUAUACAGAAGCUCUUGUAUGAAAAAUGAGAAAAAAAUAAAAUAAAACAAUAAACUACAAAAUAAAAAACUGUACAAAAUAAAGCAAAAUAACAUAUGCACCUUUUCUGAUUGAGUUUACAUACCCAAACAUGAGUGGGAAAAAGUGCAUGCUUAUUUAAUCAUCACUAAUUAUUUAUCCAGCUUCCAUGUUGUUAUAAACUUAAGUAAUAACAACAAACAUUCUCCUGAUUGCACAGAAUAUAGUUCGCACAUUAGCUUGUUCCUACAAGUCAUUCACAAAACAGAUGUUGAUGAAAAAUUCUGAAUAUACAUAGAAACUAAAUAAACGAGACAUUUACUGAAAUUCAGCAUCUUUAUGUCACAUGAAGACUCUAUUUUAAACUGCUUCAGCUGUUCCACAGUUUCACUCCAAGCACUGAAACACAAACAUUUUUCCAAAUAGAAACAUUUAACAUGCAGAUGCAUAAAAAAGAAAACUUAAUUUAUAACUUUGUACUUUCAGACAGAAAAAAUACUUUGAGUAUUUCCUGAUUUACUUAUUUUUCGUUCUGAAUUACAUUUGUGCUGUCUGGAAUUUCACUAAAUCUGCACAUUUCACAAUUUCAGGCUGGAAAAAGAGUAAAUCUGAGGGAAUCUGUAUAACCUGCAUUGUAAUGAUUAUAAAUUUUGUCUUUCACAAAAUUGUCCUUUACAGAUUGAUCACGCUUGUCUUUUUAGCAUUAGCCUUUCUGAAGAGCGUCCUUUACCUUUGCUCAGGUGUUAAAAGAGUCCUCAUUGGCCUCUGUUACUCUGUUACAUUCUCAAAAGAAAUACUGUACUAGACUUGACACCACCAAGAGCCUGGAAGAUCAUACAAACAACUAAAGUGUCAACAUGUUCUCAUCCCAAGGCGCAACAUGCCAACAAUUCUGUUGGACUCAACUGAGAACCCGAGCGUCUCAUAAGGACGCCAAAGGUUACCUUUUGCGUUACAGUGAGACGCCUCGGGCUGUGACAAAUGGUCAGUAUGUUACGCGUUUGGAAUGAGAAUGCUCUGGAAUGGUACUCAUGGCCAUUGAUCAGUAGUCGUUGAUCAUCACUACACACAACCAUGAAUAACAGAACAAAGCUCAGUGGUAAACUGAUUCAAAGAGGGAGAUGUUGCAACUGUUUGAACACUGCCUCUCUCUUCCCACUCCCACACCCACCCACACAUGGAGGCAUUCCCCUGCCCCCCGUCCAUCUGUGCCUCACAUCCACAUCCUACACAUCCACAUUACUCACACUCUCAUAACACAUACAGGUAAAGGUGAUAACUUGCUCUAGAACUGUUUUUGUGAACACUAUCCUUAGUGUUUUAUUCUUUUAAAGAUUUGAUGUUACACGUAUAUAUGAGAGAUUGCCAUAAAACUUUUUAUUAGUAUGUUAUGCUUUGAAAAUCUGUUUUUCUUACAGUGUGUAAUUUUUUAAAUAAAAACUUUGUUCAUUGUGUUUGUGCCUGAUCAUGUAUUGUUGAUAAAUAAAAUAUUUAAUCUGGUA
Messenger RNA from Oreochromis aureus, 3387 nucleotides. Its product is annotated as calcium homeostasis modulator protein 5-like. NCBI's taxonomy places the organism in Eukaryota, Metazoa, Chordata, Actinopteri, Cichliformes, Cichlidae. Bases 26 to 961 code for a protein of 311 amino acids. Gene Ontology annotation, molecular function: monoatomic cation channel activity. The record is from RefSeq and is a predicted model, not a curated record. The transcript is spliced from 2 exons.